Molecule: messenger RNA, 1373 nt
Organism: Lotus japonicus
Lineage: Eukaryota; Viridiplantae; Streptophyta; Magnoliopsida; Fabales; Fabaceae
Product: pentatricopeptide repeat-containing protein At4g21190
Exons: 7
Coding region: 316-1257 (313 amino acids)
Molecular function (GO): protein binding
Source: RefSeq, a predicted model, not a curated record
GUUCCAAACUUCUCUGUAGCGGUAUUUCACGUUCCCGUUCGAUGCUUAGAAGGCCCCAUAUAGCCCCUUAUCUCUCUGAAAUGUUGGAAAAGUGUAAGAGUCCAAAACGUUGAGGUUUUUGAGUUCGUCAACACGGUUGGCAGAGUUUCUAAACCCCAAAUUCAGAAUAGUGCUGCUGCCCCAUCCACCUCCGACCACCGCUCGGCCCAUUCCCGGUUACCUGCGGCCGCGUGACCACCCUCGCGGCCACCGGCAACCACUCCGGUCUCCGGCCACCGCGUCUCUGCUCCAUCCUAGCUCUUAGAGUUCGUCAGGAUGCUUGCACUGACAGAUUUUCCACUACUUAUUGCUAAACCAUUUGAAGAAAUUAAAAUACCAACAAGUAUACGAAGCACUGUGGUAUGUGCUGCAAAAGGUAAAAGACCUAGAUAUCCACGAGUUUGGAAGACCCAGAAAAAAAUUGGGACCAUUUCCAAGGCUGCUAAACUUGUUCAGUCUAUUAAGGAACUAUCAAAUGUCAAAGAGGAAGUUUAUGGUGCUCUCGAUUCAUAUGUUGCCUGGGAAUUAGAGUUCCCUUUAAUUACUGUAAAAAAGGCACUCAAGACUCUAGAAUACGAACAAGAAUGGAAGCGGAUAAUACAGAUAACAAAAUGGAUGCUAAGCAAAGGUCAAGGAAAGACAAUGGGAAGCUAUUUCACAUUACUCAAUGCGUUAGCUGAGGAUGACCGACUUGAUGAAGCUGAAGAGCUUUGGACCAAGUUAUUAAUGCAGUACAUGGAAAGCUUGCCUCGCAGAUUCUUUGAUAAAAUGAUAUCUAUCUACCGUAAGAGGGGCUUGCAUGAGAAGAUGUUUGAGAUAUUUGCAGACAUGGAGGAGCUUGGUCUUCGACCUAGUAUUUCGGUUGUGUCAAUGAUUGGAGAUGCCUUCAAGGAGCUGGGUAUGCUGGACAAAUACGAGAAGUUACAUAUUAAAUACCCACCGCCUAAAUGGGAAUAUAGGUACAUCAAAGGAAAGCGUGUGAAAAUCAGAUUCGAAGAUCAGUCCAACCAAGUCAAUAAAUACACAAGAAAGCAUGAUAAUGUUGAACCUAAUUCAGACUUAAAGGAGGAUGAUUGGUCUGAAGAUGAAGAGACGAGUUCUGAGGUAAUUGAUGAUGAGCAAUUCGAACAGGAUGCCAAUGUAAUAUGCAUGGAACCUGAACAAAUUUCAGAUGAUUCAUUUGAGAGUAUCGAAAUAGAACCAGUUGUAGAUGCAUAAUGGGAGGAAGAUAAUGUAAUAUCACUGGCUGAUAAGGUUCUAUUAGUAGUUAUUAUUGUUAGUUACAGUUAAUAUAAUAUCAAUGCAAUCUGCAAGCCCAAGAUGAUAAGGUGUAA